Molecule: messenger RNA, 2036 nt
Organism: Thalassophryne amazonica
Lineage: Eukaryota; Metazoa; Chordata; Actinopteri; Batrachoidiformes; Batrachoididae
Gene: actr5
Product: actin related protein 5
Exons: 9
Coding region: 65-1915 (616 amino acids)
Biological process (GO): regulation of DNA-templated transcription
Cellular component (GO): cytoplasm; Ino80 complex
Source: RefSeq, a predicted model, not a curated record
CGGAAGAAACGGCUCUGAUCUUUGGCGUCCACUCGGCGAUAUUUUGAGGUGACACCAUUUCAAAAUGGCGUCCAAGGCGCGGGACAAGCCGGUGUGUCAAAUAUUUUCCUUUCAGGACUUGAAAACCUUUCCAGACCCAUUUUUUGACGUCCCAUCCGAGUGCCUGAGCUGUGGUCCGGCCCCGGUUCUGAUCGAUAACGGUUCGUACCAGACGCGGGCCGGCUGGGCGGCGCGCUGCGCGGGUCCGCGGCUGAUCUUCCGGUCGGUGGCGGCGCGCAGCAGAGGAGCCGCACGCAGCGACGCGCACAUCGGGAACGACAUCUCCAACCUGGAGCCGCUCAGAUGGCUCCUGAAGAGCCAGUUCGACCGGAACGUGGUGGUCAACUUCGAGAUCCAGGAACUGAUCUUCGAUUACGUGUUCUCACACUUGGGCAUCGCCUCAGAGGGCAGCAUGGAACAUCCCAUCGUGCUGACUGAAGUUCCCUGCAACCCGCUGCACUGUCGGCAGAUGAUGUCAGAGUUGUUGUUUGAGUGCUAUCGUGUCCCAUACGUCUCAUAUGGCGUGGACAGCUUGUACAGUUUCUACCACAAUAACAGUCAGAGGAACUUGCAGCCACCAUACUCUGGCAUCAUUCUGUCAUCAGGGUACCACUGCUCGCACGUUCUUCCAGUGGUCAACGGCAGGUUGGAUGCGGUAAAUUGUAAGCGUGUGAACGUUGCUGGAAGCCAGGCUGCGUCUUACCUGCAGCGCCUCCUCCAGCUGAAGUACCCGGGUCACCUCGCUGCCAUCACCCUGACUCGUAUGGAGGAGCUGCUACAUGAGCACAGCUACACUGCUGCAGAUUAUCAUGAAGAGUUGGAAAAAUGGCGCAGCCCUGAGUUUUAUGAGCGGGAGGUUCAUCGGCUGCAGCUUCCUUUUUCGGGAAAAGUGUCUGGUUUUGGUGCAAGUGUGGAGGAGAGGCAGGAGAGACAAGCUCAGCAGCUUCGACGGCUGCAGGAGAUCAAUGCACGACGCCGGGUGCAGAAACUGCAGCAGGACCAGGAGAGACUCGACAGACUGAUGGCAGUGCAGGAGCUGAGGGAGGACGGCCUGUUGGAUCAGUUUCAUAAGAGUUUGGUGGAGCUGAACAUGGACUCAGCUGAGGAGCUACAGUCAUACAUCAACAAACUGCAGCUGACUGUGGAGCAGAACCGACACAAGCUACUGCACAGUGAUACAGCAGAAGGAAGAUCAGAGGCGUCUGAGCUGGAGCAGCCGAUGGAUGAGGGUGAUGGCAUUACACUGAUGGAUCCUGACUUCCCAAUGGAUGCCUUGCCGGAAAAACCCGCUAAUGUGGCUCAGCCGGUGUUCAACAUGGCGGAGUAUCACCAGCUGUUUGUGGGAACAGAGCGUCUGCGAUGCCCAGAGAUCUUGUUCCAGCCUUCAUUGAUUGGUGAGGACCAAAUGGGACUGAUUGAAACACUACAGUAUGUUCUGGCCAGAUACACUCCCGAGCAGCAGGAGGUGCUGGUGAGCAAUGUGUUUCUGACAGGGGGGAACAUGCAGUACCCAGGCAUGAAGGAGAGAAUAGAGAGAGAGCUGCUGGCUAUCCGGCCUUUUCAGUCACAUUUCAAGGUGUCCCUGGCAUCGCGGCCGGCUCUGGAUGCCUGGUUUGGUGCAAGAGACUGGGCCCUGGAGCAUCCGCCUGGAGACGUGGUGGAGGGAUGGAUCAGCAGACGCGAUUAUGAGGAGAAAGGAGGAGAGUACCUGAGUGAGCACGGCGCCUCGAACAUCUUCAUUCCCAUGAAGAUUGUCAAACCUACUCCCGUCCGUGCCGUUGAUUUGCCCUCCGCCGCGCUGGUAUCCACAGCUGUGUCUGCGCCGCCUGUGUCAGACUCUGUUUCUGCUGUCGAUAUUUCUAUGUUUAUGUACUGAAAGUUAAAAUGCUGAUCAUCAUCUGUUCUGGUUUUUACACCAACAUGCAAAUGCACAUGUCGAGUUUUGUUUUUAGUUCUGUCUGUGUCAAUCAAUCAAUCAAUCAAUUUUUUUUAUAUAG